Molecule: messenger RNA, 1851 nt
Organism: Populus nigra (black poplar)
Lineage: Eukaryota; Viridiplantae; Streptophyta; Magnoliopsida; Malpighiales; Salicaceae
Product: abscisic acid 8'-hydroxylase CYP707A1-like
Exons: 9
Coding region: 97-1467 (456 amino acids)
Biological process (GO): sterol metabolic process
Molecular function (GO): heme binding; iron ion binding; (+)-abscisic acid 8'-hydroxylase activity
Source: RefSeq, a predicted model, not a curated record
CUCUCUCCAUGACUAUAAUAACUAUUUCCAUUACCUUGUAUUAUAUUGUAGCUAACACCUACUCACAAGGGGAGAGAGACAGAGACUGGGACAGAGAUGGGAGGGAUUCUGGCUUACGUUCUCAUCUUUCUCAUAAGUGUAGUGUCUUAUAUAAUUAAGAUAAGAAAAAAGAAAAAACCCACUAAAGGAAUUAAGCUCCCACCAGGAUCAAUGGGUUGGCCUUGCAUUGGAGAGACUCUUCAACUCUACUCUCAAGACCCAAAUGUCUUCUUUGCAUCCAAACAAAAAAGGUAUGGAGAAAUAUUCAAGACCCAUAUUCUUGGUUGCCCGUGUAUUAUACUGGCUAGCCCAGAGGCAGCUCGGUUUGUGCUUGUGACUCAAGCUCACUUGUUCAAGCCAACAUAUCCCAAAAGUAAGGAACAUUUGAUUGGUCCAUCAGCUCUUUUUUUCCAUCAAGGAGAGUACCAUAUUCGUCUAAGGAAGUUGGUUCAGAGCUCCUUGUCUCUGGAUUCAAUCCGAAACUUGGUUGCUGAUAUUUCAUCCACAGCAGCCUCUACCUUAGAUUCAUGGGAUGGUGGACAUGUCCUUAACACCUUUCAAGAAAUGAAAAAGUUUUCUUUUGAAGUAGGAAUACUAGCAAUUUUUGGCAAUUUGGAAGCCCAAUAUAGAGAAGAAAUGAAAAGGAACUACAGAAUAGUGGAUAAAGGCUAUAAUUCCUUUGCAACAAGCCUCCCAGGAACUCCUUACAGGAAGGCAGUGCUGGCAAGAAAGAGAUUAAGCAAGAUUCUUGGUGAUAUUAUUCGUGAAAGAAAAGAGAAGAGAUUGCUUGUAAAGGAUCUCUUCGGUUGUCUAUUGAACUCGAAAAAUGAGAAAGGAGAACUCCUUACCGAUGAUCAAAUUGCGGAUAACAUUAUUGGAGUGUUUUUUGCUGCUCAAGACACCACAGCUAGUGCCAUGACAUGGAUUGCCAAGUAUCUCCAUGACAACCAGAAAGUUCUAGAGGCUGUAAAGGCCGAACAGGACGCAAUUCGCAAAUUGAAUGAUGAAAGUAAUCAGCCAUUGAGUUGGAGUCAAACGAGAAACAUGCCAUUUACUCAUAAGGUUGUGUUGGAGAGCUUGAGAAUGGCAAGCAUUAUAUCCUUCACUUUUAGAGAAGCAGUGGCUGAUGUCGAGUACAAGGGGUACCUGAUUCCCAAAGGUUGGAAGGUGAUGCCUUUGUUCAGGAAUACUCAUCACAAUCCAGAAUAUUUUAGAGAUCCUCAAAAAUUUGAUCCAACAAGGUUUGAGGUGGCACCAAGACCCAAUACAUUUAUGCCAUUUGGAAGUGGACAACAUGCUUGUCCAGGAAAUGAACUUGCCAAGUUGGAGAUGCUUAUCAUGAUCCACCAUUUGCUCACCAAGUUCAGGAACUCCUUUUCCUGUAACAAUACGUUGGAUCUUAGAUUCAAUGGUUUAUCACCUCAGUAAGAUCAACAUAUGUAAAAGAUACUACAGAGGACGUCGGAGAUCUGUAACAAUUCGCAGGAACUCUUUUUCCUGUAAAAAUAUUGCCCAAUCUCUGUACAAGACAUUGACGAGGGCUUUUUGUAUUUUGGUUCGCAGGUGGGAAGUAGUGGGAUCUCAAAGUGGGAUUCAGUAUGGCCCGUUCCCCGUGCCAUUGCAUGGACUUCCAGCCAGAUUUUGGAAAGAACAUACCAGCUAGGAUAUAGGCGCUCUAGAUAAAUAAGCUGAGAUGCUAUUUGUCUCCAAAUUCACUUUUCAUUUUAACAAAAAAUAAAUACUGUAUUCCUUUUUAGCCGAGUAUUUAUUAUUUUUGCUCCUAAUGAGCAAUAGUCCUAUGUUUUUCUUCAA